AUGUCAUCCAAAUCUGAAAGCAAAAAACCCUCCCAGGAAGCCAUCGUCCAAGGCAACCCCGCAGCCUUUAAACCCACCUACCUCGUGCUAGAUUCGAUCAAUGUCGACCUGCUGUCGAUGACCAUUCUCGCCGCAACAGGCCUCGCCUACCUCUUCCACUACCUCGACGCCAAACUCGCAGUCGCCGCUCUAGGACUGGGAAUCCUCCCGCUCCGCUUAAUCUUCCCCCGCCCCCGUCCUCCAAAGGGCACGGUCCUUAUCACGGGUGCAUCGAGCGGUGUCGGAGCGGAAUUUAGCUACAUUUUUGCGGACAAGGGGCAUGACCUUAUCCUCGUCGGCCGGAAUCAGGAUCAGCUUGAUGUUGUGAGGGAGAAUGUGAACAGAAAGUACCAGGUUCGCGCGGAUACGAUCAGUAUCGAUCUCUCACUCCCGGGCGCCGCCAAGGAGCUGUAUAACCAGGUGAAUGAGAAACAGCGCUCUGUCAGCGUGCUCGUGAAUAACGCGGGACUCGGUGCAGCGGGCGACACGAUGGAGCAGGAUGUCGAACUGGCCGAGCGGAUGACGACGCUCAAUUGCAUUACGCCUGUGCAGCUGGCGCAUCUGUUUGGGAAUGAUAUGAUUAAGCGUGGCGAGGGGUGGAUGCUGCACGUCACCUCGGUCGGUGCAUGGAUCGCAAGCCCCGGACAAAACAUCUACCACGCAACAAAACACUUCCUGCGCGCAUUCUCCGAAGCAUUAUCCCUCGAGCUCCGCGCCUACCCCGGGAUAACAAACACGAACCUCAUGCCGGGCCCCGCCCACACGCAAUUCAUCACCCGCUCACACGCAGAGGAGACCUUUAUGAUGGCCGCGUCGGGCGCCGUCGAGGAUCCGAAGCGCGUUGCGAGCGUCGGGUACAGGGCGCUGUGUCAGCGGAAGGCGUCGGUGUUUAGUAGUUGGAAUGCGGCGGGGACCACCAUGUUGUUUCGGUUUUUGCCGCGGAGCGUGCAUCUUACCCUGGCGAGUUUGUUGAAUGCGCCGCUGCGGGGUGUGCUUAGGGCUAGGGAGCCGUUGGCGGAGCAGAGGGUUCGGGGGCAGGAUUUGUAG
Aspergillus calidoustus is the source of this 1086-nucleotide messenger RNA. Lineage: Eukaryota; Fungi; Ascomycota; Eurotiomycetes; Eurotiales; Aspergillaceae. The record is from the annotation of a GenBank genome assembly.